AUGGCCGGCUUUGAAACGGGGACUCCCGCCAUAUUAAGCGUCGCGCGGGCAUCAGCUCAAGGCUACAUUUUACUGCCUCGUCUGGAGCAGGUCAUCAUGCCAGGCGCAGGAUUCAGCACAAAGCUGGCCAGCAGUACAAGCAGCAAUCCAUUCAUCACGAGCCCUGGCCCGUUCGACCUGGAUAUGUUGCAAUCCAGCAAACUCACCUACCGUUGCGCUGAUAGCUGCAAUGGUACAUACGUGUCCGCAUCGACCACCUCGUCGAGCCACUCUUCAGAUCACCUGAGCAUGACCCUGGGUAUAGGCCUGGGCAACGCGGUGCUCAGCGCAAGUGUGACCGGUUCAUAUGACAAGGCUGUGCUCGAGGACAAAUCGUCCAGCAAAAUCUCCCGCCGUACUUCCGUACAGUGUGGAGCUGUCCAUCUCCAGCGUCCUCCACCGCUGUCCGCUGAAGCUCUGCAGCUGCUCAACUCUUCAGAGCACGGCUUCGAGGCUUUCUGCGAGCGGUACGGAGACUUCUACGUUUCUGGUUUCAUCAUAGGCGCCGACGCAGGCGUGCUGGUCAGCCAAGCGUUGAGCAGGCGAGAGUCGUCUGAGAAGCUGAGAGCCAAAGUCGAUGUUCAGUUCCUGUGUUUUUCGGCGGAGAAGGUUAUGGAGAAGGAUGUAGAGGGUCUGGCGGAGGAGGUGGAACUCAACCUGUUUGCGUUCGACUCAAUGGAUAACUCGUUGGUCCGAUUACCAGGGAACGCUGGCAAGUUGAGGCUCCAGGAAGCCGGCGAACUCACCAGGGAGUACUCCGCUCGAAUCGAAGGCAUGGCUGAGGCGGUUAUGCGAGCCGUUGGAAAGAUGAGUGAUAUCCAGGAAGAAGAGAAGACGUUGAGCUGGCAUAAUCUGGGUCAAGUGUUACUGUCCCGGUUUGUCUCUCGCCUCGUUCUCAUGCCAAUGAGUACGCAUAGAGAGGUGGCACCGCAUGUAAAGAGAGCGUGA
This is a messenger RNA of Cladophialophora yegresii CBS 114405, 987 nucleotides long. RefSeq lists its product as uncharacterized. The transcript has 2 exons. The record is from RefSeq and is a predicted model, not a curated record. NCBI's taxonomy places the organism in Eukaryota, Fungi, Ascomycota, Eurotiomycetes, Chaetothyriales, Herpotrichiellaceae. Bases 1 to 987 code for a protein of 328 amino acids.